Diachasmimorpha longicaudata is the source of this 4279-nucleotide messenger RNA. RefSeq lists its product as uncharacterized. The record is from RefSeq and is a predicted model, not a curated record. NCBI's taxonomy places the organism in Eukaryota, Metazoa, Arthropoda, Insecta, Hymenoptera, Braconidae. The transcript is spliced from 5 exons. Bases 629 to 3301 code for a protein of 890 amino acids.
GUGAAAACGUUCAAGAUCUCCCCACAGUGCAGUUCAGUGGCUUGAAGGCUUGCGUUGCGGUACGUUUUAUCGUCUUGAGGAAAAGCCGAGCACUACUCGUGUAUUUUCGUGUACACUAUACUCCCGAAUGAACAAACAUCAACUGGUGAAUUGCUAUAGUGUGACACAUUUCGGACGCCUCCGGCCUGCCUCGAUCGUCUGAAAAAUCAGUGAGAAAGUUUUCCCCCAAAAAAAAAAUCUCAACAGCGAAUGGAUAAAAAAAUGAGCACAGUCUGGAGCGCAUUAAAAAAAAUAUCACUCUCGAGGUCGCGGUGUGCCGACAGAAACACACGAGACGUAAAGGCCAUUUUAAAAUAAAAAACCUCGGAUCCACAUGACACUGAUUUUGCUCCAUUUUCAAUCUAUCAAAAAAGAGGAAAGGAAAAUUGAUGAUUGCAGCAGGGGAAAUCAAAUUUUCUAAAAUUUGAACAUUUUUUCAACUAAAAUUUGAAAAAAAUUCCCUGAGUACCGAUCGUUAUCGUCAUUUUAUAACAAAAGCCCUCUGAUAUAUAGAGAUAAGUAAAAACCCGUCAUAAGCCAUUGUUGUCGAAUUGAUUGUGGAGUUUCAGACAAGCGACGCCGAGAUAAAAUGGAAAAGUGGAGAAGUAAAGGAAGGUGUCCCCUUAAGGCGGACGUGGACUUUCCAAAGAAUCACCUGAAGAAUGCGCGUCCGGCGUCACCUGUUGGCCGUAAGAAGACCCGAAAGUGGUCGUUUGGAAAUUUUCUACGAAGAAAAACGAAGGACGCGUCCCAAAUAGCGAACACCUCGACGCAAACAACAGAUUCAAUGGAGACUGUGGACAGUGCGAUCUACUGCUACCCCCACCACGUGGAAAAACCCUCUGGAACAACGAUAACUAGUUCUCAGGAGUCGCCGGGCUACCGCGACAUCGUCAUCCCACUGAGUCCCGCACCAGGAACCGAGUCCGCAGGCAGAAACGGAAGGAAGAAUCGCCUGAAGCUCCGCAUCCAGGCGAAACGUGAAAAAUACAAAAGCGCGAGCAGUUCCGACGAGGAGUUCCCCUCGAACGUAUCCCUCCUUCGCAUCCACAGUGAGGACAGCCUCUCUGGCUCCAAAUGCGACUCCUUAAAUCAGAAGCGAACACGUGGCGCACGAACCGAGCGCUACAUGAAACGAAUUCUAACGACAGCCGAUCAAAAUCCGCUGAAGAAUCAGCUGAAAUAUCCGUCGGACAUUCUGCCGUCGUGCGGCUCCCCGGGCGCACCCGAGAGAUCUCGAUCGUACGCCAACGGUCACUCACCAUUCGGUAGCGACAGCCGCAUUCCAAGUUACCACCCAAGAAUUAUCGACAACACGUGCCAUGAUUACAAGUACGAGUCCACUAAUAAUACGACGCCACCGGAGCCGCCCCCGCGGGCCUUCAAACUCCGGCUCUAUCCAUCAACGAUGAGAUACUCCCUCCAGCACUCCGAUCUGGACACCCCUCCAGACUUCCGGAGCAACUCCCUCGAUCGACGGACGAAUUUCAACGUGAAAAAUCGUUCCCCAUUACCAAUAAAAGACGCAAUGGAGCAAUUCGUCCGGCCGCGGAGAAUCGAAGAGCCGAUUGUUCCGCAGCUUCAGCCGCGCCACAUUCUCUCGAAGAAUGCGCGGAACGCGGAGGACGAGCGACGGCGGCACUCGAAGAAUCUCGAGGAAGCGCUGGAAGAGCUCGAGACGAUUUACAACAGUCUUCGUCUUAGCGAUGAAGACCUACUGGACAGGGCCGAACAGCGGAGUAUGGAAGAGUACCGGGACAAGGUGGCGAUAACGGCUAUCAACGGAUCGAUUGCAGCCUCGGACACCUCCUCCUCCGUAGAAAUAACGCAGGAAGUGGCUUGGCGCGAUGCGGCCGACACCGACUCUCGUCUACGCGAUGAUAUGGCCUACAGACGAAUGCACCAGCACGAGCGACCCGCCUCGGUCGAUAACUUCGGCUCCAUGACGCAAAUGAGUUAUUUGGCGAGUUCACCGUGCCUGUCUUGGCGUGAGGAGACGCCCCGCAGCCGUCGUGGCACGCCAGACUUGACUCGCGAUGACGUUGUCUUCCGGAGCAUAAGUCAUGCGAAUAAUACUCUGAGAAUAGCCGAUCCUCAGCCGCCGUUUGGCAUUCCUCUGGGGCCGGUGACGGCGGCUGCCGACAGUGAUUACCUUCACGUGGUACCCCAGAGGGACCCUUACAGAUCACUCUAUAUUCCGAAGAGAGAGCCAGACGUCGUGACGGACGAUUUGGCCUUCAGGAGUCUACGGAAAGAUGGAAAAAAGAUUUCCCAGUCACCGGCUGGAGACCAUUUCCUACCGCGGAACUCAUUUGCAUCAGAAGUCGAGGGGAAAAGGGCGGUGAGGUCGCUGUCAGCGGAUUUGUAUGGGAUUAUCAAUAAGGACAGCAAGCAGAGCUCUUGGUACAGGAAGUACGUGAGGUUGAAUCGUCCACUGAGGGUCUCAGGGAUGCUGGAGGCUGGGGCCAGACGCGAUGUGGAUAUCAAUGGGAAUAAACCGACGGAGAGUUGCGAGGGGAAGGUGCAGGUGCAUAUUCCGCAUAAGGAGACUGUCACUAACGGACGAUCCCUGGGGCCAGAGCUUAACGAGGAUCGAAAGGUAGAUGACGAAACAUCAGAAUAUACAGAGUUGUGUCGAGAGCUCGAGAAUCUGAUAAAAAAAACUUCGGAGAAGGUGAAGCUGGAGGAGAGGACUGCCUCCAGAAACUCGCUCACAGAGUUUGUCGAGUGGGAAGCGCUCUUGAGCGAGACCGUAACCUCGAAAGACGGGGACAGAGGAUCAGGAGGGUCGGAAGGACCUGAGGGUAUAGAGGGUGAUGCCCCAGGAGUCAUCGGGGAGACGGUCGAUGGCGAGGUUGGUAAAGAGGCUGAUUUACCGACGUUUGAGGAGGUGCCGCACGUGUCUGUGAGCACGACAGCUCAUUGUGAGCCACCAGCAGCUAGUCCUGGGGCGGAAGCGUCAGAUGGCGGCUCUGAGAGCGAUGCAGCGAUUGAUAAAUUCGAAAUCAACGAGCAUUCAAAUGACUCGGGGAAAAUUGAUGAUGAUAAAAUUCAUAUAGCUUCCAAAGAUAAUGGGUUGGACAGUGGGAGGAUCGAUAUAGCAUCGAUGAUUGAAGGUAAUGACUGCAAUGUCGAGCUGAACGGACAUUUGCUGAAAUCAAUAAUGAAUGUUUGCUUCGUUACUAACUGCUUGACAGCGUACACCAUCGCCUUGUGGUCCCUGUGUCUAACACUGCUAAUAGCAAUUAUAGUUGCAAUGUGAAAUAAGACUGUUUUAUAUUUAUCAAAUGACUAUUGAUCCCUUUUUUAUCAGCAGACGAUGUUACGAGACUGCGAUUAGUGAUAGUUUGUUUGAUGCGUUAUUGCCUGUGCAGUGUAUAUAUUCUCGUUGCUGUUGUCCUAUUUAUUUGUCAGAUUAUUCAUUGUUAUUGAAUUGUAAAUGUAAUGUCACAGGUCGGAAUACUGCUCUAUGAUGGGUGGCGUUGUUGAGCGACGCACGGUAUCAACGUUCAAUUUAUUUUUAAACAAUUUUAUUUCUUGUUGAACAUUCUAUUGCAACGGACUGUUGAUAUCUAUUGUCAUUGUUUUAAAAAAUUUAUAAUAAAUAUCUCAAAGCCAUGUUUACCUCUGUAAUAUGAAUUAAUCCUAGUUACCCGAUGUUUUUGAGAGAUCCUAGGGAAUUUCAUAACAUCGUUCAUUAAAAGUCUCUCGAAUAAUAUUCAAUGUAGCAAUAUUAAUUCGUUAUUAAUAAAUAUUUCAGAGCCAUGUUUACUUAUCCCAUUAAUAUGAAUUAAUCACGGUUACCUGAGAUUUUUCGGGAAUGAAAUAGAUGAUUAAAAAUUAUUGUCCAUAAUUUGUUUUUCCGAUAAUCAUAAAAUCAUAUUUAUAUAUAUAUGGGAAGAUGAAAAAUAGUGAAGUGAAAUUUUGUAGAUAAAAAUCUUCAAUGAGUGGAAAAAGUGAAUAAAAUCAUCCCUCAAGAUCGAGGUUUUUUUAAUUCCAUAGACUGAUUAUUGACGCCAUAAAAACUUUUUUAUGUACAGAUUUAUGUGAUGUUCACGUAAAGAGGGUCGACUCUAUCGUUUUAAUUCAUCUCCAUUCACCUCAGAUCGUCAAAUUCAUUUUUUUGCCAUCAAAUUGAGUACUCUCGUUAGAAUAGAUCUUCCUCACGUGAACAUAAACGUAUAUAAAGUGUAUUUACAUAUGUAAUUCGACAAUAAAAUUAAUUUCUGUUAUCACAGUA